This is a messenger RNA of Tribolium madens (black flour beetle), 1731 nucleotides long. RefSeq lists its product as uncharacterized. The record is from RefSeq and is a predicted model, not a curated record. The transcript has a single exon. Lineage: Eukaryota; Metazoa; Arthropoda; Insecta; Coleoptera; Tenebrionidae.
AUGUACGCAAUUCUGACCCCAAUUUUGUCUUUCUUAACAUUAGAAAAAAAUAACAUUUGUCUUAAAACAAUAAUGCAAAAAGAUUUUUUAGUUGAAACAAAUUUGGUUGUGGCUGCUGAUAAUUUUACAGAUAUAAUUUAUGUGCCUCAAAUACCCGUGACCGUUGUAGAUAUUUACAAUUUUGAAAAUUUUGAAACUAAAAUUUUUUUAUUAUAUGGAGAUUAUUUCACAACUAACCAAAAUUUUGAUUCUAAAGGAAAAUACAUAUUUGUUACUGAAAAUACGUCUAAAGUUUUACAACUAGUAAUGGAAAAUCGAAUUAGAAAAUUUCUAGUAGUACAUGAGGAUGAGAUUUUGUAUCCUUUCAACACUAAAUCGUGUACUGCUUUAAGUCUAAUCAAAUCGGAGAACUGCUUCUACCCUUCUGAUAUUUUUAAAGAGAAAAAACUAUUUGAAAAAAAUUGUCGCCUCAAAGUGGGUUAUAUCGAAACACCACCGUAUGUCAUCAAUAUAACUCACCCACAAAGACCUGGAACGAUGGCUUCUUUAGUUAAUUUAAUAUCAUACGUGAGUGGUUUUAAACUAUAAUAUAAGGAACCAUCUGGAUACCAAAACGAAUUUUUGAAUAACGGUUCCAUCCGUAAAAUUUCAAAUGACUUGGAAAAAAAUAUCAUCGAUGUUGCUAUUGGCCAGUUGGGUUUAAACGACGCCAAAACCAACCCUUUUGACUACGGGUCUGUCAUUUAUAGUGAAUACCUUUUUCUAGUAGUCCCCAAACCUAAAAGAUUGAAAUCUUAUAGAAAACUUUUUGUCGUAUUUAAUUUAGAACUUUGGGAGAAAAUCUUCGCCGGUAUUACAGUCACGAUUUUCGUAUUCUACAUCUUCGCCCUGUGUGAAGAUUCCGAAAAUGCGACUUUCGUUAAUUCUAUGUUUGAUGUUUUAAAGAUUUGUAUUGGGGGUGGUGUCUCGCAGCUCCCCCAAUGGCUGUCUUUUCGCAUUUUGGUGUCUUUUUUCUUUCUUUUUUGUAUUAGUAUAGACUAGAUUUAUCUCGGAAAUUUAAGUAAUAUCUUCACCCAAAGCUCCUACGAUGUUAAAUUGAAUACAAUAGCAGCUGCAGCUGCUGUCAAAGUUAUUGUUUUUGCCGACUGGCGUUGUGAACGACUUUUUCUCCUACUUUACGUAACAGCUCACCAAAAAGCCGCCAAAACACGUCUUUAUAUCACGAAUCACACCCAAACUUAUCUCAUGAAUCGCACAGCUUUGACAAAACAAAACGGAUCCCUUAUUUUCAGCUCUAUUCUAGAAUCGCACCCUUUGGAAAAAUCCCUCCUUUUUCCUUUAAGAAUUGGUACUGAUUUUCUUACAUUUUUGGUGGCUUUUCACAUCAACAAAAAAACUCUCUUUAAUGAAGCUUUAUGUUUCUGGGUACAAGAAAUAGUAGAGAGAGGUUUUGUAGUUAAGUGGUUUAGAGAAAUCCAGAGGAGUAAUAUUCGAAUCGAGAUUCUUCCAAAAGAAGAACAGAAAUUGGUAAUUUUAAAAUUGGCACAUUUUAAAGAAAGCUUUGGAGUUUUAUUGGGAGGAUAUGCACUUGGUCUGGUUGCUCUUGUUUUAGAGUUUGUGUUUUUGAAAUUAGAAAAAAUUGGCGUCGUACAGAGGGUCAAAAAUAAUGUCAUGUUUCUGGUAGGGUUGUUGAAGCCACCUGAGGGAAUCUUCAAAGAAAGGAUUGAGUAA